AUGGUUCUGAAAGUGAUGUACAUCAUCGAGUUGACCGACACCGAGGAGGGCGGCCUCGAGCUCGUCGAUCCUUCUUGGAGUGAGUAUUGGUUUUUUUUCCGGGUACAGCUGCGGAACGGGAAGCCAGCGCCGCUGGUGGCUUCUCCGUUACGGGAACUUCCGAGGUCACCUCCACCACUGGAGAUUUCGGCGUUUCCGACGCUCAGUCCGAGUUCAGCGAGUGGUCGGGCUCCAGGAAGAGCAGCCUCUUUCCGGGUUCGGCUAGGUGUCCGAUGUGAUGGGAAUAGCCGCAAAAGUUUUCAGAAAAAUCGAUAAAAUUUUGAAAAAGCUAUUUUUAUUAGGAAGAAGUAGCACUUAAGAAAAAUGAACAUUUUUAAAAAAUUUUGUCAGAAAUCUGCAUUUUUCCCUUGAAAUUCCUAUUCAUAUUAUUUUUCUAAAAAAAAGGGCUUAGGAAGAAAUAGCCAAGCUUUAGAUAACGUGUGCGCUCUGUUGAGAAAAAUUGACUUUUUUGAGCUUUUUUCAUCAAAAUCAAAACUUUCCCAAAAAAAGUGCUCAGGAAGAAAUAGCCAAGUUAGAGGUUAACUUGUGCGCUCUGUUGAGAAAAAAAUAGACUUUUUGAGAUUUUUUUAAAAAUCAAAAUGAGCAAUUUUUCCAAAAAGCUUAGGAAGAAAUAGCCAAGAAGCAAAUAACUUGUGCGCUCUGUUGAGAAAAAAAUUAACUUUUUUUCGAACAUUUUUUUCAUUAAAAUUAGAAAAAGUCCCAAAAAAAGAGGCUUAGGAAAAAAGAGCCAUGUUAGAGUUGACUUGUGCGCUCUGUUGAGAAAAAAAUCAAUUUUUUUGAUCAUUUUUUUCCAUCAGAAUUCUAAUUUUAAAAAAGUCGAUAUCAAGUUUUUUUGGUUCAUAAUGUUUCUUUAAAUUUCGAGCUUUAUAUUCUGGAAUUUGCGGCUUUCCUGUCACAUCGAUGUUGAUGUUGGUUUUGAGAUUUGUCGUGGUUUUUUUCGUGUUUUUUUCGGAAUCCCACUUUUUUUAAUAAUAUGUUUCGUGUAGUUUUCAAUCGAUCACACUGGAAAGAAUCGAUUAAUGAGAUUGAAAACAUUUUUUUGGAUUUUUUUUUCUUCAGAGAUGUAUUUUUUUUAUUUUUACUUUCUCUGUGGGUUCUGUGGGAGUGUUGUCCAGUGUUUCAUGUGGAGUUGGGUCUGUUCUCUUGUGGUUUUCGUGGUUUUUCCUGGUACAGAUGUUUUUUUGAAAAAAAUUCAAGAAAAAGAAAUAUUUUUCAAAUCAGGUUAAAAAAAUCGAUUUUCAAACGCUCUAGGAUUACAAAAAAACAGUUAUUUGAAUUUUGUUUAUGUACUUUGAACCCUUGUGACUGUGUUGGUCCCAAGUUUACCCUUUUUAAAUGUUCUUUGUUUAGUUUUCAUAAUUUCAAAGAUUACCACUCAAAAUUCAGGCCCGGAAGAAGGUGGACCACCUCGGAAGAAGGUCAAAUCGCCGCCGGUUAUCUCGCCAACGGGAAGUUCGACCAGCCUCUACUCCGGUGGCAGCAGCAGCAUCGAUUGGAGUCAGUUAAUUGAUCCAUUAAUUGAUCAUCAAGUCACGAAAAAUUAAUAGCAGUGUUAGGUCGGGUGAGGCUGAAUAGGGAUCAUUUUAGGUAGAAAAUUUGAGAGUUUCGAAGUUUUCUCAUGUUGGAUUUGCACUGAUUUCUUCUUUUUUCUCAAUUUUUCCAUCUUAGAAUCUUUUUAAAUUCCGGGUACAGAGGGGAAUCUAAGUAGCAAUAAUCGAUUGGAGCUAGAUUUUUUUGAUCAUUUUAUUAUUUUUUUUAUUGAAUAAUAAAGGUGAAGUAGGUUGGGCUAGUGGUGCUUUAGAAGGUUGGAAUUUUGCAGAAAAACCUCAAUUUUUUUGACAAUUUUUUUCAAGAAAAACCUUAACUGAUAUUCAUUUGAUGAAUUACGAAACCUCUAUGAAACUUCGAAAAAAAUGUUAUUUAUCCUAGAAUAGUUUGAUUCAAAGUUGUCUCUAAACAGUAUUCAAGCUCGAGUUUUUGAAUAGAGUCUUCUAUCUUUCAAAAAAAUCGAUAAUCUGCUCAAUGAUCAGCUAAUCAAUCGAUAAAUCGCGGUUUAGAGAUGAUCGGAAAGUUUUCAAUAAACUUUUGAUUGAUUUUUAUCAACUCUUUGGUGUUCUAAGUGCUACCUAAGUACUAGAGCUUCAUUUAGAUUUUUCUCUAUUUUGGAAAAAUCGAUAAUCUCUUUACUGAUCAGCCAAUCAAUCGAUAAAUCGAGGUUAAGAGGCACUCUAGAUAGUCGGGAAGAUUUCAAGGAACUUUUCAUCGGUUGAAAUCAACUUCUUAGAGUUCCAAGUGCAAGAACAUCAUUAAGAUUAUCACAAUUUUUGGAAAAAAUCGAUAAUCCCCUUACUGAUCAGCCAACCAAUCGAUAAAUCGCGAUUAAGAGGCACUUUAGAUAGUCGAGAAGAUCUCAAGGAACUUUUCAUUGGUUGAAAUCAACUUCUUAGAGUUCCAAGUGCUAGAACAUCAUUAGGAUUUUUCACAAUUUUCGGAAAAAAUCGAUAAUCCCCUCACUCAUCUUCUAAUCGAUAAUUUGUCCUUACGAGUAUUUUUGAUGGCUAGACAUACAUCCUUCUAUGUAUCCUUCUGAAAUAGUUAAUAUACGCUCUAUCUAUCUCUGAACAGUUUUCAAGCUUCCUUCUUUGAUUCUAAUCUUCAACCUAACAAAAAAAUCGAUACUUCCCUCACUGAUCAGCCAAUCAAUCGAUAAUCGCGAUUACGAAUUACAAUGAGUGACGCUUGGCCGAGCGGCCAGAAGGGCGACAGUUGUCUGGCUCGGCCCCGAGCAUUUUCUCAGCCUUCAAUGUUUUGUCGGGAUCGACGAGAGAGGAAAAAUAAAUAGCCUGGACAUUGGAUAGGUGCAGGCAAAAGGUUACUUUGAGGUCACUUUUCGAGGUUGGAAAAAGGGUUCAUGGGGAUCUUAGAAAGGCUGAAAUUGAGCUUUUAGAGGUUUUCCGAUUAAAAUGGGGUUAUGAAAUCAGCGAGUUUAGAAGCCUUAAUUUUAGGUCGAAGGGGAAAAUAGAGGCUUUUAGGUAAGAAUAAAGGUUCUAGGAAUAGGGAAGUGGAUUAACUGGGAGAAUUUUAAAAGCUCUUUAGAGUUUGGACACUCUAGGGGCCACUAUAGUGAUGGAAUUAGUGGCCACUUAAGUGGCUUUUUCAAUGAUCUCUUUGGAAGUGCAAGUAGUACUAUUGGAUCAGCAAAAAGUACUAUAGUGACCACUUAGAGGCAAAAUAAUGGAUUCUGUAGAGGUGGUUUUAGUGGCCACUUUAGUGUAGUCUUUGUGAAACCUCUGAAGUGACCACUAUAGUUUUUUUCUUGGAAAAUGUGAAAAUGAAGCGUUGAGAAGAUUGAUUUUAGAGGAACAGAGAAGUAAAAAAAGUUUUUUUUGAGAAAAAAAUGAACUCUUAUUUAAAAAAAUUAAACUUUGCUUGACUUCCCAUCAUCCGAAUCAACUUUUUAUUUGAUGAAACCGAGAAAAAAAUUGACGCAAAAACCAGAGGGAGAGCACUUGAAACCGCGAGUAUGUACAUCACAAACACAGAAGUGUCGCUGGCAAUUUUUUUUUACUUUUUCUGAGUGUAGAAGAUUUUUUUUCUAGUGAGGAACAGGACUGGCAGGGUCUGCUGAUUGGGAGGAUUUAAGAAUAAAAAAAAACGAGAUCAGAAAAAAAAAGGAAAAAAGCCUUUUUUGAACGUGUUUUGCGCUCUAUUGAUAAAUGAAAUCAGAACGAGAUCGGAAAAAAGGGAAAAUUCGAGGAAAAUAGCCGUUUUUGAACGGUUUUUGCGCUCUAUUGAUAAAUGGAAUAAGAACGAUGUCGGAAAAAUGGGAAAAUGCCAUGAAAAUAAGCUUUUUUGAACGUCUUUUGCGCUCUAUUGAUAAAUGAAAUAAGAACGAUGUCGGAAAAAUGGGAAAAUGCCAUGAAAAUAAGCUUUUUUGAACGUCUUUUGCGCUCUAUUGAUAAAUGGAAUAAGAACGAUGUCGGAAAAAUGGGAAAAUGCCAUGAAAAUAAGCUUUUUUGACCGUCUUUUGCGCUCUAUUGAUAAAUGGAAUAAGAACGAUGUCGGAAAAAUGGGAAAAUGCCAUGAAAAUAAGCUUUUUUGAACGUCUUUUGCGCUCUAUUGAUAAAUGAAAUAAGAACGAUGUCGGAAAAAUGGGAAAAUGCCAUGAAAAUAAGCUUUUUUGAACGUCUUUUGCGCUCUAUUGAGAAUCAGUUAUUAGUUUUUUUUUUUCAAGACUUUUAUUGAAAGAAUAUUCUGUACAGGCAUAUCCCUUUGAACCAAUGAAACGAGAGCGAAAAUGUCAAAAAGCUCUUUUUUCAUGUCUUUCGUGCUCUAUUGAUAAUCAAUUUAUUGGUUGUUUUUUACAAGGCUUUAUCACAAAAGAUAUGAUCUGUACAGGAACAUGUUCAUGAUUAACGGGAACAAACAAAAAUUUAAAAAGGCUCAUUUUCACAUGUCUUUCGCGCUCCACUGAGAAUUUGUAAAAUUACAUGUUUUUCUCCAGCAACAACUGGCACGACGCUGGAAAUGCAAGGAACCCGCGUGACGCGGACCCAAUACGGUUUCCGCACCCUGCAAGAAUCAUCGGCGAAAAUGUGUCUGAAAGUCACCGGCUAUCCCCUACCGGACAUCACCUGGUUUGUGUGGGGAAAAAAAUUCGAUUUAAAAAUUUUUUUAAAAAUACUCACCUAUUACUUGUAGUUUUUCACUUGAACUUGUCCUUUUUUUGAUUUUUUUGAAAAAAAUUUUUUUGGAUUCCUUACCUAAAAUCGACGAUUUUUCCACCUUUUUUUCUGUGAAUUUUUUUGACCUAGAUUUUCAGGAUUUUUUUACCUAAAUUUUAAAUUUUUUUCUUUUUUUAUUUGAGCUCCUUUUUCAUCUUAAACUUAGGUUUUCUACCUGAAUUUUCAAAAAAAUUUCACAAAAAAAUUUAGUGUUAUUUUCAGCCUUUUUUUCCAUAUAAAUCUUGUCUAAAAAUUUUUUUGAUUUUUUUCGAUUUUUUUGGUCGAUUUUCCUACGUAAAUUUGUGAAUUUUUUUCAAUAUUUCAGGUACAAAGACGACGUACUUCUCCAUGAGGACGAGCGCCACACUUUCUACUCGGAUGAGGACGGAUUUUUCGCCAUGACCAUCGACCCGGUCAAUGUAAGUUUCUGCGGAUCGUCUUAUUAUUGAGAUUUUUCAGCUGAGAUCGUUAAGUGCGCUUUUUAUAGUUCUAGAAUGAAUAAUUCGAUAAAUAUUGUACUUAUAUUCAGCCACAGAAAGAUGAUUAGCCGUUAGAAAAUAGCUUGAAAAAAUAGCCUCGUUAUUGUGCAUCUUGUGCGCUCCAUUGAUAAUCAGUGACUUUUCGAAAAAUUAUCUCUUUUUUUGAUGCUUCUCAAGUUUAUUUUUGAACUGUUAUGGAAAUUAUCAGUAGAGCGCAUUUGUUGAGUUUCUCAAGGCUGUUUUUUCCAAAGUGAAAUAAUUUUUUCAGGUCGACGACACUGGACGGUACACCUGUAUGGCGACGAAUGAAUACGGACAGGCGUCGACUUCGGCGUUUUUCCGAGUCUUGAAGGUAUUUUUUCGGGUCUUGAAGCGAAAAAUAGGAUCUUACAGUAACCUUGAGCUCAUUGUGAUGGUUUUUGAUCUUUCUAUGCAAAAAAUUGGAAUUUUGUACCGACAUUGUAGCUUUCUGUAGAGACGUAGGAACCUCUCAUUUUUGCCCGCUAUUUCUUCGAUCCUCUAGGAUCUACUAUAUCUUGAGCUGGCCAUGAAUGAACCUUGAUUUGAAAGAAAAUCAGAAGUUUGCUUUUCUUUGCAGGUGGAAAAAGAAGCUGCCCCACCUGCGUUCGUCACCAAGCUCAAGGACCAAGAAUGCAACGAGGGCGAGGUGAUCAACUUCGAGUGCGAGGUCGAAGGAUGGCCCGAGCCGGAGCUCGUCUGGCUCGUCGACGACCAGCCACUCCGACCUUCCCACGACUUCCGUCUCCAGUAUGAUGGGCAGAGCGCCAAGCUCGAGAUCAGGUUGGUUCUCAUCGAUUGGUAGAAUUUUUAGAUGUUCUUUUGAUGCUAGAAGUUGUAGGUUUUAUCUUGCUACUAGAACUUGUAGAUGUUCUUUCGCUUCUAGAAGUUGUAAAUGUUCUUCAGAUUCCAGAACUUGUAGAUUUCCUCUUGCUGCUAGGACAUGUAGAUGUUCAUUUUCUGCUAGAACUUGUAGAUUUUCUUAUUCUGAUAGAACUUGUAGAUGUUCUUUUGCUGCUAGAACUUGCUGAAACUGUAGAUGUUCUCCUUCUGCUAGAAGUUGGAGAUGUUCUCUUGUCACUAGAACUUGUAGAUGUCCUCUUCUUGCUAGAACUUGUAGAUGUUCUUUUGCUGCUAGAACUUGCUGAAACUGUAGAUGUUCUCCUUCUGCUAGAAGUUGGAGAUGUUCUCUUGUCACUAGGACUUGUAGAUGCUCUUUUUCUGCUAGAACUUGUAGAUGUUCUUCUUCUGCUAGAACUUGUAGAUGUCCUUUUGUUGCUGGAGCUUGUAGAUGUUCUUCAGAUUCCAGAACUUGUAGAAUUUUUUUGGUUCCUAGAACUUGUAGAUGUCCUUUUUCUGCUAGAACCUGUAGAUGCUAGAAGUUUUAGAUGUUCUUCUGCUCCUAGAACUUGUAGAUAAUCUCUUUAUGCUAGAAGAUCUAGAUUUUCUACUGCUCCUAGAACUUGUAGAUGUUCUCCUUCUGCUAGAACUUGUAGAUGUUCUUUUUCUGUUAGAAAUUGUAGAUUUUCUCCUUCUGCUUGAACUUGUAGAUGUUCUCCUUCUGCUUGAACUUGUAGAUGUUCUCCUUCUGCUAGAAGUUGUAGAUGUUCUUUUACCGCUAGAAGUUGUAGUUGUUCUCCAUCUGCUUGAACUUGUAGAUGUUUUUUAGAUUCCAGAACUGGUAGAUGUACUCAUACUUUUCCAGAGACGCUCAACCGGAUGACACGGGCGUUUACACGGUCAAGAUCCAGAACGAGUUCGGUUCCGUCGAGAGCAAGGCUGAGCUCUUUGUCCAGCCCGACCCCGACAAGAACCAUGUCGCCCCUGAGUUCCAGGUAAACAUGAGUAGCAAAGCUUGAAAAUAGUUCGUGAGGUUGGGCUCUAAUGGUGAAACUUUUCAGAAAGAUUUUUGGGUUUUGAAAAAAGUUGAUGAAGACGUUCAGAGGUUAGAAAGAACUUGAAAAAGAUCCGGAGCCAUUUUAGGCUUCCAAAUUGAGAAGUUUGAAUUUUUUUGAAAUUCUUGAGAAGGUCCUGAACGGACUUGGAACCAUUAUGGGCGUUUGGGGUUUUUUUUUUCGAGUUUUUUCAAGUUUUUGAGUUUUUUGAUGGGUUGAAAAGUUGUUGAGAAGCUCCUAAAUGAACUUAUAACCAUUAUGGGCAUUGGGGAAGGUUUCUUUUUCUGAGCUUUUUUCAGAACUCUCCAAUAGUUUGAAGUUUAGUCUAGAAAAAUCAAAAAUUUUUUUGAGGUAUAUAAUUUUUUUCGAAAAAUGAAGCUUCUAAAUGAACUUAUUUAAGAGUGUUAGAAAAGUUCUUUUUUUCAUAUUUUUGAAAGUUUAAAGUUUAGAAUGGUUAUGAGGACAUCAAGAAGCUACUGAACAAUUUCAGGCCUUGAAAAAGAAACAUUUUAGUUUCAGCUUCUUUGAAAGGGUUAAGAAGGGCUUUUUAAAGCUCCAAAAUGAAAAAAAUACUCAUUUAUUCUAUUCAGGCGAUGAUCGAAGACGUGGAAUGCAAUGAAGGCGAUGAAGUUCGAUUCAAAUCGGUGAUUACCGGUGACCCGAACCCUGAAAUCACCUGGUUCAUCAACGGCGUUCCUUUGACGGAAUCCGAAAAGGUUUUUCACGGUUUUUUUGUCUUGUAAUGCAAGUUGAAUCACUAUAAGACUGUCAUUUCUUUAUUUUUUUCAAUUAUAUUUCUUUUUUCAGGUCCGAUUCAUUUCGGAAGAUGGAAUCUGCAUCCUGACGAUCAAGGAUGUGACAAGACAUUUUGAUGGAAUCGUCACCUGUCAGGUAAAAUUAAAAUAAACUCAGAUUUACAAGGGCCUUCCAUUUUUUUCCAUAGGAAUUCAGAAAACCUGGAUUUUUUUAAGAAAUUUCAGAGUUGAAAUUGAUAUUUUCUUUUUUUCUAUUGAAAAGAGUACAGCCAAUAGCGGUUAAUUUUGGACAAAAUGUCCAUCACCACGUCUGGGUCUCUCUUUUUCGAACGCUGUCUCGCUAAACUUAAAAAUGAACAUUUUUUUGAGAAAGUUGUGGAAGAUACUACUAAAAAAACGUUAGAAAAUGGGCUUUUAUGACCAUUUUUCAAAUUUCCCAGGGCUCCAACCGACUCGGAACGACUUCCUGCGAUGGCCGCUUGAAGGUCCGCGUCCCACCGGCGCCGCCAUCCUUCACCCGACCCCUGGAGGAUAAAAUCGUCCAGGAGAAGUCUACUGUGAGCUUUUCCGGGUCCCUCAUGAGUAGAUAAAUUCAUUUUUCUCAGCUUUUUCCCAUCUUCAAUCUCCUGAGCUUCAUUUAAAAGUCUGCUAAAUCGUCCUCUUCAUUUUUUAGUUCGAUAAUUUUGAAUAGAAUAUUAAAUUUUUCUUGUAAAUUCCUGUUUCUACUGUUCUGAUGAUGUUCUGAGGUUUCUACUGUUCUGAUGAUCCUUCCAGAAACUUUUUUCUGACUAGAUAGAUGCCCAAAAAGUUGAAUUUUCCAUUUUCAGGUCGUUUUCGACGUGGACGUUGCUGGAUGGCCAGAACCGACCGUCAUUUUCACCUUGUGCGGAAAAGAGGUGCGUUUUUGAGGUCCUCAUGGGAAAUAGGAUUCAUUUUUACAUGGGGGUGGUCGUACAGAAAAAUUGACAGAAUUUAAGAAAUUUUGAAGAAAGGAAUGGGGCCCUGAUAAUAAGACUUCAUUAUCAAUCAAUUAAUCAAUCGGAUUAUUUUUUUUUUUGAUCAGUGGGAUAUAAUCAUACGUCGGCUGGACCCCGCCCCGAGGUGGGUCCUACCCCCCUUCCUAAAGUGCCUGCUACCCCCCGAAAAGUACGGUCUUUCUCAAUACAUUUUCAUCCAGCCAGCCUAUAGAUGGAUAAGAUCGACUAGGCGGUGCACAAAAAAACUUUUGAAGAUAUGACGAAUAACCGCCCUUGGUGAACUAGAAACCUAAACGUGUAGUUGAUCAAUCCCCCCCUAAAAAAAGUGCGGUCUAUCUCAGUAAAUUUUUCAUCCAGCCUAUGUAUAAUCGACCUGCACAAGAAAUUUUGAAAUUAUAAUGAACAACCUUUGGCGAUCUAGAAGUCCAAACGUGUAGUUGAUCAAGUUGAAAGCAUGGUCUUCUCUCUCUCGCCUUGAUCUUCUGCGCUUAGUCUAUCCAGUUAAGCCUUGACGAGCUCAGAAUGUAGCGGAUCUUGUGCUGAAGACCGUAGAUGGUUUUCUAGAAGCUUCGGAAAGAGAGGUAAAAAAAACGGAUCCAUUUCCAGCUGAAGCACGGCGUCGACGGCGUCGAAGUUGUCGGUGCGGAUGGCGCUUACCGCGUCGCGAUCCCCAACGUCGCCAUCGACCGACACGAUGGAGAAAUCGUCGCGCGAGCUCAGAACGAGCACGGCACGGCGGAGAGCAGGGCACGGCUCACCGUCGAGCAGCAGGUAGACCUCGGGAACUUUUGGUUUCGGAAAUAGAUAGAAAUAAUGAGACUCCUCUUCGAAGCUCGACGGUACAAAACUUAAAAGAGCCUCUUUAUCAUUUUUGGCUCGAGAGUCAUUUUUUUCAACAUAAACCCAUUCCAAAUGCGGCCAUUGAUCAGCAACACGUUUUUUUUUCAGGAAGAAGAAUCUCGCAGCGCUCCGACCUUCAUCAAGGACAUUGAAGAUCAGGUAACUUAUGAUGCUCGCAUUUUAAAGAUCUAUUAGGCCGAGAUGUAAUGCUCGCAUUUUAAAGAUCUAUCUGCUAGAAUAAGUAUAAAAAUCUUAUUUUUGAGCCUGAGAAAGAUAGUUCAUUCAUGACGAUCUAUAGGAUUUUUCCACGUAUUUUUUGAUUUAAUGGUGUCCAAGUAGCUAUGAAUGGACUAUUAUCAGUUUGAGUUAAGAUAUAUGGAACUUUGCAGUUUUAAAGAGCAGAAAUCGGUUCUAAGAGUCAAAUAAGUUUCAAAUCUUUAAGAGAGAGCUAUAGAUGAUAAAUUACCAGAUUAGAUAAGAUUUUUAAGUUUGCGAAGCACCAAUCAGUCAAAAAAUCAAUGAAAAUUCCACAAUUUUCGACCUUUUUUAUAAUUUCUUGUUGCUUUUAUCCUCGUUGAUUUUCAAAUCCCUCAUCAAGAAUCAAGUGGAAAAAAAAGCAUGCAAGGUCCUCGUCUCCACAUCUCGUAGGUGGGUCGGUUGUAAUUUCGGGAAGACCUCGUUUUCCCGAGGUGGCGCCUGUCGCCUCGAAAAAGAGAUCAAAAACAUUUUUGUUUCCAAGCUGUUUCCACACAAAUUUCUUCUUCUUCUUCCUCUCUUCUUUUUUCUGUUGAUUAUUGAUUAUUUUUAUUGAUUGGUUGUUGAUAAGAUGAUUAGGUGGACAUUUUUUUAGGAUUUCUAUAGGGUAUUGAUUUUUUCUUUGGUUUAUUAAGGAUAGUAUUGAUUAUCGAUUAUUUGUAUUGAUUGGUUGUUGAUAAGAUGAUUAGGUUGAUUUUUUUAGAGUUCUAGGGAAAUCAUUUAUUGGGUGUUACUGUUCAUCAUCGAUUAUUGCUUUUGAUUGAUUGUUGGUAAGGUUAAUAUAUUAGUUUAUUUUGUAUUACUAGUGUAAAAAGAAUUUUUUUUAAUGAUCUAUUGAUUGAGAAUAUUGAUUAUUUUAUUAAUGAGGAGAGGAUUUUUUGAGGUGAUUCUGUUCUGGUAAACCUUGAACUUUGUUCAUAACUUGCUGUAAAGUAGUUACCAUCAAAAAUAAUAGUAUCUCUUUUUCUCUGUUAAUUAUCGAUUUUUUGAGACACUAAUUGAAAAAAUCACAUUCCAGAUCGAUAGUUGAAUAAUUAUCUGCCCAGCUAGGACUAUUUUGAAGUUUGAGGAAGAUUUAUCCUAUAUUUUCCUGCUUAGGGCUUGAGAAUUUAAUUUACCGAUUUUUAUCGAAUUGAUUGAAUGAUUUCUCAGUGAUUUGAUAUGGAGACCGAGAUGUUAGGUGGAUCAUGAAGCCAUCAUCUUGAAUCAUUUUCUUUGCAAAGUUUGGGCUCAAAUUUACUUUUAAAGGGUUUUUUUAAACUAUCCUUUGGUUCAGCGCUUUCAAAUUUUUUUCAUUUGGUGAUUGUGUCAUUUUUAGUUGAAUCCAUCAGUUGAGAAGCAUUUUCUUUACGUUACGUAUUGAUUUAAUCAGCUUAAUUUCCCGGUUUCCAGACAGUUAAACACGGCGAGCCGGCCGUGUUUGAGACGACCGUCCGCGGAAAUCCAAACCCCGAGGUCACCUGGUUCAUCAACGGGCAUAAGAUGGACCCAAGCAGUCCAGGCGUCAAAAUUGAGGUUCUAAUCAAGUUUUUGAGCCGAAAAACUCGUUUUUCGUCCUUUUUCAGUAUUCAUCCAAUUUUUAUCUGUGUAUUGAAAUUUUCAGGUGAUAAACCAUGACCACAAGCUGACCGUCGACUCGGCACAGUACGCGGGCACCGUUCUGUGCAGGUAGCCUUCUUUUAUUGAUUUUAUUCGGAUAAGGGAGUUGAAAAAUGUAAGAAGGUAGAAGAGCUGUGAGUAAAAUCAGUUCCCUGUUUCAAGCAUUUUGUGGGGUUUUGUUCGUAUUUGGAAAUUACAGCCGCAGAUUUUGAGGAUUAUGUGCUCUAUGGACAAUCUUUGUCUUUUCAACUUUUUGUAGGGAUUCAAGGUGCCGUGUCCAGAGUAACUUCUGCGAAAUUAAAAUCAUCUCUGACUCUCCAAAAUUUAGUUAUCUUUUCCAAUCUCUGAUGGUUCUUUUUACAGGGGCCUUAUAGGUGGGACCAUGCUUUUUAGGCCUUUUUUGGGUUUUUAUUCUUCUUCCGGCGUCGGUGCCCCAAAUCGAUUAGCGGGAGGGGGUGCUAUCCUGAUAUCAGUGAUCUGUCCGUCCUUGUGUGUAAGGGCUGGGGAUUUCGAAGUCGUGGCUCCCCAAUACCAGCAUUUCUUAUACCCCUUUGUUGAGUCGAGGCGGGGAUCGAACUUGUGACCCUGUGGACCGUAGACAGGCCCGCAACCUGUUGAGCUACAGCUUUUCUGAAUUCUCAACAGUUUGAACUUUCCAGAGCCGAAAAUGUGGUCGGCCGAUUCGAAACCAAGGCUCGUUUGGUGGUUUUGGCACCGGCGAAGCAGAAAAAACCGCCCAGGUUCACGGAAACGCUGGUCGACAAGACCGAAACCGAGGAGAAUACCGUCGUUUUCGAGGUUUUCCAGAGAUUCUCUGACGCCUAGGGGCUUUUUUUUAGGGUGUAUUGUAGAAUAAUUUUGAAAGUCUGAAGGGGUUCUUUUAGGGAACUUAGCUCCUCACACAGGCAAAGUCCAAAAGACCUCAAAAAUGCCUCAAAAAUAAGAGCCGAAAGCUCCUUUUUGAGUUCCUAAAAGGUCUCAAAAGUUUCUCGGAAUCUGCUUUUUUUCACCGCCCUCUUUUUUCUACACCUCCUUAAAAGGUCCUGUUGAGAAAAAAGGCAUAGAAAAAGGCGCCUUUUUCAGACCUUUUGAACUUUGCCCGUGUAAGGAAGCUAUUAGAAACUUUAAGGAAAGCUCAGGAUUUGAUUUUUGGCUUUUUCAGUAGUCUUAUUAAUUUUAAACAUGUUAUUUUGAGGAGUAUUCUUGAAAUAUUGAUUUUUUUGGAAGGUCUGAAGAGUUUUUUUGCGACUUUUUUUAGUGGAUUUUUGAGUUCUUUACUUCAAAAAAAUAAGUUUUUUUCGAAGUCAAUUACUAGAAAAAAAUCGAUGAUUUUCAAAGUUUAAUGAUUUUAUUUUUUUGGCUAUAUCAUGGGAUUUCUAGUCCUAUUAACUUUUUAAAAAUAUAAUAUUAGAAGAUUGUUCUUGAAAUAUUGAUUUUUUUUACGAAGGUUGGAAAAAGUUUUCUUGUGACUUUUUAUGGGUCCUCGACUUAAAAAAAUGAAAUUUUUUUGAGGUCAAUUACUUCAAAAAAUCGAUCAUUUUCAAGGUCCAAAGGGCGUAUACUUCUAAUAGUUAGACUCUUGGAUGGAUUUUCGAAAUGGUUUUCUUAGAAAAUGGGACAUUUUCAAGGUCCGAGUGGAGGGAGAACCAAAACCGGAGGUCACCUGGUACCUCAAUGGACAGGAACUUGUGCAAUCUGAGGUGGGUCUUUUUUUCUUGUUUGAAAAAAAAAAGGUUUUUGUAGAUUCAAUAGUUUCGAGCUAAUCUACAUAGAUUUACCAUAAUUGUUUUAUUCAAUUCCGAUUCUAAUGGUUAUAAAUUCGAUCUUUCCAAACUUUCGACGCUGAUCCUUUCCUUACAGAGAAUCGAAAUCCGCGAAUUCGACGGUUCGAUCAAACUGCAAAUCAAGAACUUGAAGCUGGAAGAAACGGGUGAAAUCAAGGCGGUCGCCAAGAAUUCCGAAGGUGAGGACUUUUUGAAAAAGCGAGCUUUCCGAAGUUCUUUAUACAUUAUUCAGUUCAAAACUCCUUAUUUUUGAAUUUUGUUCAUCUCUUAUUUCUUUCUGUUAAUGAUAAGCUUGCAUGUAGGAAAUCUUUCCAAACAGUUUGUAGGCUUUGAAAUUUGGUAUUUCUACUUUUUUAGAAACAUGAAGAGCUGUUUUGCUUUUUUGUCUCAUUUUCUGCUUCCUGUGACAUUUUCAAGCGUCAAACUUAAGAUUAAGCUUAAAAAAUUGUGUUGCAAACCUAUAUUUUAGUUGAAAUUAUUCAAUAAAAUUGCCUUCAGGUCCCUUGAAAGACUGCACCUUUUAGCCAUGUAACAGUAUUCUUCAAGAGAUUUUUGAACUUUCAACUCCAUUUGGAAUUUCGCGUUGUCCUUGAAUUUUUUUUGACGUCAUCACGUAACCCCCUGUGAAAAGUGAGUACCGAGUACCAGCACAUGUAAUCCAUCUAUUUCAAAUAGAAUUCAGAUCGAUUCAUAAGUUUUUGAGUUUUUUAUGACCCGAUUUAUCGAUCGCUCGGGCUGGGGAUAAGAAAUUUCCGAUCAACUUAUCUUUUAAUAAAAUCAAGAGCUCAAUAAAUAACUUCUUAAAAAGCCACCUGAAUGAAUAGGGGGGGGGGAGGAGGGAACGAAAGUGACAAACACCCUCUCGGACAUUGGUAACGCGAAAUGGACGUGCUCCGGACGUUUCUGGGCGAUUCAAGGGAUCACUUAAGAGCGUUAAGGCUACUUAAGUGGUCACUAGAAAUGCCCCGACACGUCCGAUUCGCGUCCCGUUCGCGUUACCAAGGUCCGAGCUGUUAGCCCAUCUAUGUCUCUGGAGCGCAAAUAAUCAUGUUCUAAGGUCAUUUAAAGAUUUCUUUCCUACAUUGUCCCAUUCUCUCUUCAUCCUUAAUUCUCCGAGGAGCUUGAAAAACCUUCUUGAGGUCAUUUUGAAGACUGUUUUCUUGAUUCCAUUGAUCCCUUACGAAGUUCUAAUCAUCAUACUUCUCAGCAUUUCAAGUCAUUUUGUUUUCCGUUCCAGGAUCCGCUGAAACGUCGUCAAAGCUGACGGUAACUCGGAAACCGUUCGCCCCCGAAUUUGACCGCCGACCGCAGAACGUGACGAUUGAGAGGGGCAGCGAGGCCAAAUUCGAAGCUCAUGCUCUCGGAGUACCUGAACCCACCUACACCUGGUCCAUCAAUGGAAGAAAGGUGGGAGUUCUUUUAUUUAUUCAGGCUUGAGGCUUUGAAAAAGAAACUUUCUUGGUUCAACUUUAGGGACUGCUUUUUUCAAAUUAUCAUUAUUUUGACUUGCUUUGAGAAAACAGAAUAGCUGUACAGUUUGCUAGAGCAUCCUUUUAGGGUUUAAGAAACUAUUUUACGAAAUCUUUUGAAUUUAGGAGCCUUUUAGACUUGUAGAGUCUAGAGAAAAAAACUCUUGUAGAAGUUGCAAAACUCUCGAUACCUUGAAACAGUAAUGUUGCGUUUCAAAGAAAUAAUUGUGUCUCUGAUUUCAUCCAUACAUUGCUGUUUCAAUUCGAGUUACUUCAAAAACGCAAAUGUUCCCUAGAGCGUACUUGCCUUUCUUUUGAGUCCUGUGAAGUAACCUCGGACGCGCAUUGAACCUGUCGGAGGCUUCUAGUGACCACUUUAGUAGCGUCAGCACGCUUAAGUGAUCCCUAGAAUUGCUCAGAAACUUCUGGUUACGAGACUGUUUUGAAUAGUUGCCUUCAUAAAGGUUUUUUGAACCUUUGCUGGUUGGAGCAGUACUUAUUGUAAUCAUGAAGAGAACUACUCGAGCCCUUCUGGCCUUCAGCUUGAAAAAAGAUUUUUUUUUUUGAUGGACCGUUUUUGAUCACUUUAGUCAUUUUUAGGUGCGCGAGAGCACAGAAGGCGCCCGCGUCUCGACGAUUGACGGCGGUGUAUCGAUUUUGACGAUCGACACGUCGAUCCACUCGGAAUCCACGACCAUUUCUGUCGUCGCAGAAAACAGCCUCGGGGCCGACGAGACGGGCGCUCGGCUUGUCGUCGAGGAGAAGAAGGUACCAUUCUAUUUGGAUUCAUCUGAGUGUUAG
Caenorhabditis auriculariae is the source of this 15656-nucleotide messenger RNA. Lineage: Eukaryota; Metazoa; Nematoda; Chromadorea; Rhabditida; Rhabditidae. The record is from the annotation of a GenBank genome assembly.